Molecule: messenger RNA, 1344 nt
Organism: Cryptotermes secundus
Lineage: Eukaryota; Metazoa; Arthropoda; Insecta; Blattodea; Kalotermitidae
Product: chitin-binding lectin 1-like
Exons: 2
Coding region: 71-757 (228 amino acids)
Cellular component (GO): extracellular region
Molecular function (GO): chitin binding
Source: RefSeq, a predicted model, not a curated record
CACUCAGCUGCGCUAUCCUUACAGCAACAAAUGGUCGCCUAUAGUUACGCAAGAAGGUUUAUAUUGUAAAAUGAGAAUUGAAUGGCUAUCAGUUUUGACGGUUCUAUUCGCAACAUGUAUAGACUUCAUACUGGCUGACCCGGAUUUGAGUCUUGUAAUUCAAGAUGGAAAGAGAGACCUCAAAAAUCCAGACAACUUCACUAUGAGUUAUACGGUUCUCGCAAAUGCAGAUAACUUCACAGUUUACGACGAACAAGGGAGUGCUACAAAGGAGGGAACUCCGAAAUUGGAAUGUACACCAGGAGAGCGCCCGGACCCAGUAGAUUGCUCUAAAUAUUACUGGUGCGUCGAGAAACCAGCUGGUACAUUCGUAGAAUACCAUGAAGAUUGUCCUGGAGAUCUGGUGUACAAUCCUCAUACUCGUCUGUGUGUGUCUUCUGAUUCUUUUAAUUGUUUAGAGAAAAUCCAGUACCCUCCUUCAGUGUGGUAUCCGCCACCGCCGCCACCAUAUUGGCCACCACCACCGCCGCCACCAUAUUGGCCACCACCACCGCCACCACCGGCACAGACAACAACAACAACUACACCAAGACCCCCAACUUGCAUUGGAUAUGGUUUCAUUUGCACAAGCCAAACGACAUUUACAAUGUGUGCUGAACCCGGUCGUCCAUUUGCAUCCGAUAUAACUUGCCCCCAGGGUUAUUUCUGCAACGAUGUUUGCGCGUUUCCAUGCCUUCAAUACGUGCCGAACUGUUAAUAACAUUCUAUGGGCGUUGGCCUCAUUGCACCGGUACCCAUUCCUAUUUCACUGCAGCUGGGUCGUAAUAUCUGCAAACCACUGUCCACUAGGCCGUCUCUCCGUCCGUCCGUCCGUCCGUCCGUCCGCUCACUUACAAAAAUAUGACAUCGUAAUUAUAUGUUUAUAGCUUGUGUGACGCCGGGAUGCAGUCUCAGGAAGUGUACAAUCUUAUCACUAGUACGAACAGGAAUUUUUAAAAAUUUUUUAAACAUCAUAACUCCUGAGACCUUUAUUCGCCCUAGAGUCGAAUGGUGGGAUCACUGGUCAUUGAUGAAUGGUAAAGGGUUUGAAAGGAACUGGUCGUGUCCUAAUAAAGGUAUUAUACGGGUAUUUUCCAUGAAUGAGAGAACAACAGUAAACCUCCCUGCAGAAGUUCUAACCGAACAUCCCUCUAAUACUACGUAUGAAUCUAUUGAUUUACAGCUACAUUUGCCUGCUUGAAGGAGCGGAUUGUGAAUAAAAACAGACACGUAACAUUCAGAAUAAAUUUCAUUAGCGAAUGUAAAGAAACAAUUCAUAUGCAAGGAGAAGCUUAACCAAGGAAA